AUGUGUGGUAUUUUAGCAAUUUUAAACUCAUUAGAGGAAGCUAGCAAAUUAAGAAAGAAGGCUCUUUCAUUAUCAUCAAGAUUAAGACAUAGAGGUCCAGAUUGGAACGGUAUUUAUCAAUCAUCCGAUUCAAUUCUCACCCAUGAACGUUUAGCUAUUGUCGGUUUAGAGAACGGUGCUCAACCAUUAUUGAAUGAAGAUGAAACUAUUGCCCUCACUGUAAAUGGUGAAAUUUAUAACCACGAGAAAUUAAGAGAAGACUUGGUUGCCACUGGUAAACAUACCUUUAAAACCCAUAGUGAUUGUGAACCAAUUUUACAUCUCUAUGAAGAUAAAGGUGAUGAUUUCGUUCAUAUGUUAGAUGGUGAUUUUGCAUUUGUUGUCUAUAACAAAAAAGCAAAUUCAUUUUUAGCUGCUCGUGAUCCAAUUGGUGUUGUACCAUUAUAUAUUGGAUGGCAUAAAGAUGGUUCAAUUUGGUUUUCAUCAGAAAUGAAAGCAAUUAAAGAUGAUUGUUAUAAAUUCCAACCAUUCCCACCAGGUCACUAUUUUUCAAGUAAAACUAAAGAGUUUGUAAGAUAUUAUAAACCAAACUGGAUUAUGGGUGAUUCACCAAGUGGAGUUUUAAAGAGUGAAGAACAAGUAUUACCAGCAAUUAAAGAAGCAUUUGAACAAGCAGUUGUAUCACGUAUGAUGAGUGAUGUACCAUAUGGUGUCUUAUUAUCAGGUGGUUUAGAUUCAUCAUUGGUUGCAAGUAUCGUUAGUAGACAUGCAGAACAAAGAGUUGAAGAUCAUGAAAAAUCAAGAGCAUGGUGGCCAAGAAUUCAUUCAUUCUGUAUUGGUUUAAAGGAUGCCCCAGAUCUUAAAGCUGCACGUGAUGUUGCCGAUUACCUUCAAACAGUUCAUCAUGAAUAUCAUUUCACAGUUCAAGAAGGUAUUGAUGCAUUACCAGACGUUAUUAAACAUUUGGAAACCUAUGAUGUCACCACCAUUAGAGCUUCCACUCCAAUGUAUUUCCUCUCUAGAAAAAUUAAAGCUAUGGGUGUUAAAAUGGUUUUAUCCGGUGAAGGUUCUGAUGAAAUCUUUGGUGGUUACCUCUAUUUCCACAAUGCUCCAGAUGCCAAUGAAUUCCAUGUUGAAUGUUGUCGUCGUAUCAAAGCUCUCCACAGUUUUGAUUGUCUUCGUGCUAAUAAAUCCACCGCUGCUUGGGGUGUUGAAGUUCGUGUACCAUUCCUUGAUCAACGUUUCCUUGAUGUCGCCAUGAACAUUGACCCAUCUCACAAAGUUUGUCAUGAUGAUCAAGGUAAAAAGAGAAUGGAGAAAUAUAUCCUCAGAAAAGCUUUUGAAACUAAAGAAGGCGAAAAACCAUACCUUCCAUCAUCUGUCCUUUGGAGACAAAAAGAACAAUUCUCUGAUGGUGUCGGUUAUAGUUGGAUUGAUGGCUUAAAGGAAAAUGCCGAGAAUGAAGUUUCCGAUGAAGAGUUUGCUAAACGUGAAUCUUACUUCCCAGAUGAUACUCCAACCACCAAAGAAGCUUUCCUCUACAGAAAAAUGUUUGAAGCCAUCUAUCCAGGUAAAGAAUGUAUGGAAACCGUUCAACGUUGGAUUCCAACUUGGGGUGCCUCACAAGAUCCAUCAGGUAGAGCUCAAAAAGUUCAUUUAAGUACAACUGAGUAA
Messenger RNA from Dictyostelium discoideum AX4, 1674 nucleotides. It is a transcript of the gene asns, whose product is annotated as asparagine synthetase. Lineage: Eukaryota; Evosea; Eumycetozoa; Dictyosteliales; Dictyosteliaceae. The record is from RefSeq and is a predicted model, not a curated record. The transcript has 2 exons. The coding region runs from base 1 to 1674 and encodes 557 amino acids. Gene Ontology annotation, biological process: L-asparagine biosynthetic process. Gene Ontology annotation, molecular function: asparagine synthase (glutamine-hydrolyzing) activity.